AUGCAGUUCGAUCCUUGUCAGUGGCCAAAAAUUGUGUCAAACUUUUCGUUCAUUUCUCAUCCAUUUUUCUUGUCACUCUUUUUCAUUCAUUUUCUUUUCAUUCUUUUUCAUUUUCAUAUGUGUUUCUUUUUAUUAUUUUUCCAUUUUCGUUCAUUUCUCAUUCGUUUUUUAUUGUCACUUUUUUUCUUUUCAUUGUUCGUUUCUUUUUGUUUAUUUCUCAUUCAUUUUUCUUGUCACUCUUUUUCCAUUCAGUUUUUUCAUUCUUUUUCAUUUUCAUUUGUUCUCUUUCUUUUCAUUGUUUGUUUCCUUUCGUUCAUUUCUCAUUCGUUUUACUUGUCACUCUGUUUUCAUUCAGUUUUUUCAUUCUUUUUUAUAUUCAGUUAUUUUCUUAUUAUUUGUUUCUUUUCGUUCAUUUCUCAUUCGUUUUACUUGUCACUUUUUUUUCAUUCAUUUUUCAUUCUUUUUCAUUUUCAUUUUCAUUUGUUUUCUUUCUUUUCAUUAUUUGUCCCUUUUCGUUCAAUUCUCAUUCGUUUUACUUAUCACUCUGUUUUCAUUCAGUUUUUUCAUUCUUUUUUAUAUUCAAUUAUUUUCUUAUUAUUAUUUGUUUCUUUUAGUUCAUUUCUCAUUCGUUUCUCGUGUCACUCUUUUUUCAUUCAGUUUUUCAUUUUUGUCAUUUUUCAUUUGUUUUCUUUUUAUUAUUUGUCUUUUUCAUUUGGUUCAUUUCUCAUUUCUUUUCGUGUCACUCUUUUUUCAUUCAUUUUUUCAUUUUUUUUUCAUUUUCAUUUGUUUUUUUUUAUUAUUUGUCCCUUUUCGUUCAUUUCUCAGUCGAUUUCUUUGUCACUCGUUCAUUUCUCAUUCAUUUUUAUUGACACCCUUUUUUUUCAUUCAUUUUCUUUUUCAUUCUUUUUUCAUUUCCAUUUGUUUUCAUCAUUCUUUCCCCUUCCAUUCUGUUUGGGCUUUUCAUUCAUUUCUUUCUUUUUUUUAUUGUUCCUCUUCUUCUUGUAUAAUAUCUUUCUUUCUUUUUUUUCUCUCUUCAUUAUUCAUUCAUCUUUAAUGCCACAUUUUUUAUCUUUCUUUUUCAUCCUUCACUUUUUCAUUACUGUUCUUUUUCUCUCACUAUUUCUCUCCUCCCAUUGUUUUCCUUCGUUUGUCUACGUUCUUCUUUCUUUUGAUUUUUCUAUCUAUCUAUCUAUCUAUCUAUCUAUCUAUCUAUCUAUCUAUCUAUCUAUCUAUCUAUCUAUCUAUCUCAUUAUGUUUAUUUCUCUCUUUAUCUAUGUAUAUUUCUCGUUUGUACAUUUUUUCUGUUCUGCUCUGGGUUUUUUUCUCUCUUUUUUCCUUCCUUCCUUCAUUCCUUCCUUUCUCCCUUCCUUCCUUCCUUCUUUCUUUCUUUCCUUCGUUCGUUCUUUCGUUCUUUAUUUCAUUCGUUCAUUCUUUCUCUUUCUUUCGCCAUUUCUUUCUUUCGUCCUUUCUCUCUUUCUUUCCUUUGUUCGUUCGUUUUUUCGUUCUUUCUUUCGAUUUUUCUUACGUUCUUUCUUUCUUUCGCUCGUUCGUUGUUUCUUUCGUUUUGUCUUUCUUUCGAUUUUCGUUUGUUCUUUAUUUUUUUCUCUUUCUUUCGCCCGUGUUUCUUUCAUCCUUUCUCUCUUCCUUUCUUUCAUCCAUUCUCUCUUCCUUUCUUUCUUUCUUUCUUUCUUUCGUCCUUUCUCUCUUUCUUUCCUUCACUCGUUCUUUCUUUCGUUCUUUCUUUCUUUCGACCUUUCUUUCGACCUUUCUUUCGACCUUUCUUUCCUUCGUUCAUUCGAUCUAUCUAUCUAUCUAUGCAAAUAUAUUAAUAUCUAUGUCCGUAUAUUAAUAUCUAUCUAUCUAUCUAUCUAUCUAUCUAUCUAUCUAUCUAUCUAUCUAUCUAUCUAUCUAUCUAUAUUAUCUAUUAUCUAUCUAUCUAUCUAUCUAUCUAUCUAUCUAUGUCAGUAUAUUAAUAAAUAUCUAUCUGUCUGA
This is a messenger RNA of Acanthosepion pharaonis, 1992 nucleotides long. The record is from the annotation of a GenBank genome assembly. Lineage: Eukaryota; Metazoa; Mollusca; Cephalopoda; Sepiida; Sepiidae.